AUGGCGACAUCACCGAGCCGGAGGCUCAUCGGCCUCUCAACCAAGAUGUAUUUCCCGCUCCAACGCACGCUGGACUUCGUCGCCGCCGUCCAGACCGAACUCAAGGCCCUCCCGCCCCACGCCCUCGACAACGUCGACCUCUUCAUCAUCCCCGAUUUCGUCUCCAUCCACCCGGUCAACGAAGCCCUCAAGUCCUCGCCGGUCCCCAUCCGGCUCGGGGCGCAGGACUGCCACUGGGACGACUUCGGCGCCUUUACCGGGGAAGUCAGCCCAGCCGUGCUAAGCGAGACAGGGGUCACAAUCGUCGAGGUUGGCCACGCCGAGAGACGGAGGCUGUUUGGCGAGACCGACGAGGUCGUGGCGAAGAAGGCCGCCGCAGCAAGUCGGAACGGCAUGACCCCCCUGAUCUGCAUCGGCGAAAAGACCAAAAGGGACUUGGACGUCGCGUUGAGCGAGUGCAAGGCCCAGAUCGACCAGUCGCUGGCCGACGUCCCCGACUCCGCCGAGGUCAUUGUCGCGUACGAGCCCGUGUGGGCCAUCGGCGCGAGCCAGCCGGCCAGCGAGGAUCACGUCAUCCAGGUGGUGAAGGGUAUCAGGGCCUUUGAAAGCGUCAAGAGGAGGACAGGCACGACGAGGGUGAUUUACGGCGGCAGCGCAGGGCCCGGUUUGUUUGAGAGAUUGGGUGAGGCUGUCGAUGGGCUUUUCCUGGGGAGGUUUGGGCAUGAUGUGCCGCGCUUCCUCAAGACGGUGUCAGAAGUGGCUGCAUUUCAGAAAGCCUGA
Messenger RNA from Colletotrichum higginsianum IMI 349063, 780 nucleotides. Its product is annotated as Triosephosphate isomerase. Gene Ontology annotation, biological process: gluconeogenesis; glycolytic process; glyceraldehyde-3-phosphate biosynthetic process. Lineage: Eukaryota; Fungi; Ascomycota; Sordariomycetes; Glomerellales; Glomerellaceae. The transcript has a single exon. Gene Ontology annotation, molecular function: triose-phosphate isomerase activity. Gene Ontology annotation, cellular component: cytosol. The record is from RefSeq and is a predicted model, not a curated record. Bases 1 to 780 code for a protein of 259 amino acids.